This is a messenger RNA of Chenopodium quinoa (quinoa), 2473 nucleotides long. Its product is annotated as aspartic proteinase nepenthesin-1-like. The transcript is spliced from 12 exons. Gene Ontology annotation, biological process: proteolysis. The record is from RefSeq and is a predicted model, not a curated record. Gene Ontology annotation, molecular function: aspartic-type endopeptidase activity. The coding region runs from base 263 to 2236 and encodes 657 amino acids. NCBI's taxonomy places the organism in Eukaryota, Viridiplantae, Streptophyta, Magnoliopsida, Caryophyllales, Amaranthaceae.
CAUGAACAAAGUAAGGUGUAUGAAUAGUGCUAAAGUCAAAAAGUGUCAACUAAUAAGAAAUUACAACUUGUAUAUAAAAAAAAUGCCGCGUCAAUCACCCAACUUUAUACUUAAAUCCGCAACCGUCCAUCAAAUAUAAGUACAUCUCUUUCAUUCUAAUUUCUCUCUCCAAGUUUUGUUGAAGCUUCAACAUCCUUCCAAUUCCCCUCAUUCAAAGUGAAUCUCCCGCAUUUCACUCACUCCAACACCGAUUCAACUCACCAUGAAUCGGCGACGACUCCGAUUCGCCGCCGUUACAACCACCACCAUCUUCUCCCUCCUAAUCUCUCUCCUCACCUCCACAUUUCCGGUUACCUCCGCCGUUAAUUCCACCUCCGACAACCUCAAUCUCCGCCGUACAUCGCCGCUUAUUCUGCCUCUCUCACUUUCCCGGAAAAUUCCUAGCGCUAAACUCCGGCGUCUUCUUCAAGCUAAACGUGUUCCUAUUAAUGCUCGCAUGAAUCUCUUCGACGAUCUCCUCUCUAAUGGGUAUUAUACGACGAGAUUGUAUAUAGGAACUCCACCGCAAGAAUUUGCGUUGAUUGUAGAUACAGGAAGUACUGUUACUUAUGUUCCUUGUUCUGAUUGUGAUCAAUGUGGAAAUCAUCAGGACCCAAAGUUCCAACCAGAUCUUUCAACCACCUACCAUCCCGUAAAAUGCAAUCCUGAUUGUACAUGUGAUGCUGAGAAUGCUCAGUGUGUUUAUGAGAGACAGUAUGCUGAAAUGAGUUCUAGCAGUGGCGUUCUUGGUGAAGAUAUUGUAUCAUUUGGCAACCAGAGUGAGCUUAAACCCCAACGUGCAGUUUUUGGUUGUGAAAAUGCAGAAACUGGUGACCUGUACAGUCAGCAUGCUGAUGGUAUAAUGGGUUUGGGUCGGGGUGAUCUAAGCAUUGUGGAUCAACUUGUUGAUAAAAGUGUUAUUGGUGAUUCCUUCUCACUUUGUUAUGGCGGGAUGGGUAUUGGUGGUGGUGCUAUGAUUCUUGGCUCUUUGUCACCCCCCUCCGACAUGGUCUUCAGCCAUUCUGACCCUGACCGCAGUCCAUAUUACAAUAUUGAGCUGAAGGAAUUACAUGUUGCUGGGAAGAAGCUGGCUAUUGAUCCGAAGGUUUUUGAUGGUAAACAUGGAACUGUUUUGGAUAGCGGUACAACAUAUGCAUAUCUACCAGAAGCAGCAUUUGUGGCAUUUAAGCGUGCAUUAAUUAGUGAACUCCAUGGCCUUAAGCAAAUUCGUGGACCUGACCCCAAUUAUAAUGAUAUUUGCUUUUCUGGUGCUGGAAGAAAGGUUUCUGAACUAUCAAAGACAUUCCCUGCUGUUGAUAUGGUCUUUGAAAAUGGUCUAAAAUAUUUACUAUCACCGGAAAACUAUUUAUUUAAGCAUUCAAAGGUGCCUGGUGCGUAUUGCCUUGGAGUUUUUCAGAACGGGAAAGAUCCCACAACUCUUUUAGGAGGAAUUGUUGUCCGUAAUACUCUCGUGACAUAUGACCGUGAACACUUGAAAGUUGGAUUUUGGAAGACGAAUUGCUCUGAGUUAUGGGAGGGACUUCGUGUGACUGAUAAUUCACCCACACCCGCACCUGCACCUGCACCUGCCCCAUUAAAUGGGGAGGUUUCCACUCCAGGAUUGUUACCAACACCAGCUUCAGCAUCAGCUCCAGGACCAGCACCUAAGGGAGUGCCAAGUUAUGCUAUUCCAGGAGAGAUAAAAGUUGGAUUCAUUACAUUUGAUAUGUCUUUGAGCAUCAAAGACUCGGACUUGAAACCUCGCAUAUCAGAGCUAUCCGGCUUCAUUGCUCAAGAGUUGGGAGUCAAUACAUUACAAGUUCAUUUACUAAAUUUCACUUCGUCCGGAAAUGGUUCUUUGAUAACAUGGGGAAUCUAUCCGGAAAAAUCUGCCAAGUAUAUAGCAAACACAACUGCAAUGCAUAUUAUUGCCCAUUUAGCAGAACAUAAUGUUCAACUUCCAGAUACCUUUGGCAGUUAUACGCUAGCUAAUUGGAAGGUUGAGCCACCUAUGAAACGGAGUUGGUGGCAUCAACAUUACUUGCUAGUGGUCAUGGCAGUUAUUGUUUCACUGAUGUUGGGUAUAUCUGUUUAUGGGAUUUGGUUCAUUCGGAAAUGGAGGCAGCAAACAACAAUACAAUACAAGCCUGUUGAUAGUGAUACUGUAGUUCCUGAGCAAGAACUCCAGCCAUUGUAAACGAAUAAUGAGUUAUUCUCCCAUUCUUUUACUUCCAAGAUUUUGUUGUUGUAGAGCAAGGUAGAAUACGUACAAGUUUAAUGCCUAAUUAACGAGGGAGCUGUCCUUGAUUAAUGCAAAAUGCCUAGAAGAGAGCUAUUGCCAGUCUCCAUUUUGUAGAUAAAUUCUUAAUCUCUAAUAGUAAUACACUAAUACAUGAUGAAAUCAAUAGUUUACAUUUCUGCUGCUGUUGUUAAA